This is a messenger RNA of Aspergillus fumigatus Af293, 1272 nucleotides long. RefSeq lists its product as uncharacterized. The record is from RefSeq and is a predicted model, not a curated record. The transcript is spliced from 5 exons. Bases 1 to 1272 code for a protein of 423 amino acids. Gene Ontology annotation, molecular function: oxidoreductase activity. NCBI's taxonomy places the organism in Eukaryota, Fungi, Ascomycota, Eurotiomycetes, Eurotiales, Aspergillaceae.
AUGCUUGAUGGGCGUAUCAAGGCAGUACCGUUUGAACAUGCAGGAAAUAAAGUCACCGUGAACACAGUGCCACCAGUAUUCAACGCAACUGCUUCUCCAUUGGCACUAAUACCACUCCAGCCAACCUUGUUUCACUGCUUCGCUAUCUGGGGAUUUUCACGUCCGCAGCGGAGCUCUCCUUUGGAGCAUCAGAUGGUAUUGAGGCUGAUCAAUGGACUGGGAGUAUACUUGGGAACAUUGUACGUCGCCCAUGGCUUCUAUGCGAGCCUGGAACAUGGCGGAUACCUCCUAGUCGACGGCCACCAGAGUGAGCGCCUUGCGCAGCACGAAGCCGGGAUACGACAUUACUUCGCAAGCCUGUUGCCAGCCAAAGCAUUCGUCCGCUGCCUCUUGGACCACAGCAUCCUCUGUUUACGACCCAAAAGCUUGAUUUGGCAACGCAUUAAUGAUGGGGCUAGACAGUUGAUCCUGGUAAUGGCGAGGGCUUUCCCGUCCCACAGGGUACAUGUCAAGACCCGAGUAACAGGUGUGUCUCAGUCGACAGAGGAGCGUUUUGUGCUUAGUACCUCUGAUGGACAAAAGGCGCAAUUUGACCACCUUAUUUUCGCCAUUUCUGCCGAUGGAAUCCAGCACAUUUUGGGUGUAACUCCCACUAUCGGGGAGACUGAGAUUUUACAAAAGUUGCGAACAGCAAGACAUAUCAUGUUUUUUGCAUUCGGAUCCAUCUACCCACCUGACAUAACCCCCAGGACAUGUCUCACCUGCGUCAUGAAUGAGGGGCAGAAUCUUUCAAUACAGCACUUCGAUCUAGUCCUCAUCACUCUGGAUCCGUUCGCUCCGCCACAUCCUCUCCUUGUCGCAGAAGUGUGGGAGUUCACUGAUCUGGGGAUCUGCACUGACACUCUCCAGGUUCUAAGCUCUCUUCCUGCCAUUCAGAGCAAACGAGAGCUCAGCUUCUGCUUCUCAUGGACAGGCCAUGGGGUUCUUGAGGACGCAGUUACCUCUGGCCUUACGGUUGCCGUUGAGCAUCUCGAUGCGAAAGUACCCUUUGCCUUUGAGCAUCAUCCGGACAUCUCGGAUGUGACAGAGCUACCACAGUUGCAUUUAAGUCUGGCAGAUCAUCUCAUUCGGACACUACUCAGUCUAUUCCGUGUCUACGUCCUUGUCAUUGAAAUUUCCCUCAUCCUUCUGGGUGCUUUGCGAGGCUCACUGAAGAAUAGAAUGUGUCUACCAAGAAGUGAAAGGCCUUUUGUUCUUGUCGAGCUUGGAUAG